Molecule: messenger RNA, 660 nt
Organism: Mesorhabditis spiculigera
Lineage: Eukaryota; Metazoa; Nematoda; Chromadorea; Rhabditida; Rhabditidae
Source: the annotation of a GenBank genome assembly
AUGGGUGAUGAUACUAUUGAGGCAUCGGUGCUCGGUACGAAAGAAUAUUGGGAUGACCGGUAUCAGGUCGAGCUGCAAAACUACGAUGAGCACGAGGACGAAGGAGAGGUGUGGUUCGGACGGGCAGCUGAAAAUCGUAUGUUAAAAUACAUCGACGGGGCGAAUCGGAAAAAAGAAAACAGAGUCUUGGACCUUGGUUGCGGGAACGGAUCUCUGUUGCGGCGAUUGGCGGCGAAAGGAUAUACAAAACUAUAUGGCGUCGAUUAUUCGCCUGCAGCAAUCGACCUGGCAAGAAAAAUCAGCAAGGACGAGGAUGUGGCUAUCGACUUUGACGUUCUCGACAUCCUGAAUAUCACCAAGAACUAUUUUCACGGGCAAUACAAUCUAGUGAUGGAUAAAGGUACGUGGGAUGCGAUGAGUUUAUGUGAUGUGGAAGAACGCGAGGCCCGUCGUGUUGGAUACUUGAAGGCUGUUGAAGAUGCCCUCGCCGAUGAUGGGCUGCUUCUCAUUAUGAGCUGCAACUUUACUAGGGUCGAGCUCGAGACGUUCUUUUCCUCCCCACUGCUCAAGUUCUACGCCGAGCUUCCCGCACAGGCAACGAUUACAUUUGGCGGGCAGGAGGGCACCACGAGUACCGGAGUCGUUUUCAAGAAAUUUGCU